UAACCUGGGAGAGGGGGCCUAUAUUAGACCUCUGAGUCACAGAAGGUUUUGCAUAGCUGGUGUUUGGUUACAAGCCUUUUAUGGACUCCCUCAUCAGGGAUAUCAGUAUCUGCAAUAUAACUCCUAUCUAUUCUUAGGUGACACUUCAGCAGGACUGACCAAGAAAUACCCACCUGUGUGGCCCCCUUCCCUCUCCUCCCUCCAUUCCACAGAGCCUUUGGGGUGCCUGGCGUGAAAGAAAGAUAAAAUGUCUUACAGUGUGACACUCAACGGACCUGGACCAUGGGGAUUCCGACUGCAAGGGGGCAAGGACUUCAAUAUGCCUCUGACCAUCUCCAGAAUUACACCUGGCAGCAAGGCAGCCCAAUCCCAGAUGAGCCAGGGGGACAUGGUGGUAGCCAUUGAUGGAGUCAACACAGAUGCCAUGACCCACCUAGAAGCCCAGAAUAAGAUAAAAUCAGCAAGCUACAACUUGGCUCUCACUCUUCAAAAAUCAAAACGUCCAGCUCCAGUUCCAACAGCCACCCCAAGAAUUGACUCUCCUAUGCCUGUGAUCCCUCAUCAAAAGGAUACUGUUCUGGAAGUCAAUGGCAACCAAGCAAACUUCAGUCCUCUAACUAGCACAUCGGCUGGGCCCAUGAGUAGCAUUUUAGCAGGCAAUGGAGUAUACGCAGGCUACCUCAGCAAACAAGAGACCACUCUAUCACAUAGUUCUUCCUUCCUAAAGACUUCUACCAUUAGAUCUUCCAUGUCCUCUCAGUCUGUGACACCUGAUCUCUCACCAGCAAAAAGUGACCUAGGGUCAAAAACAAGUUCAGUCUUUACAGAUGGCAGUAGCCCUAAGCACCAGCUGAGCCCGGCAAGGCAAUAUAACAACCCCAUUGGUCUUUACUCAGCAGAGACUCUCAGGGAGAUGGCUGAAAUGCAUAAAUUAAGUCUCACACAAAAGGCUUCAAAAGCUGGACUUCUUAGCGGUGAAUCUCCAUUGGCUAGCCUCCCUGUUAAAGAUCCUCAUGUAGACAGUGCCUCUCCAGUGUAUCAGGCUGUACUUAAAACACAGAACAAGUCUGAAGAGGAGCUUGAUGAUUGGAGCCGCCGUUCCUCCCACUUGCAGUCCAGGUCCUUCCGCAUCCUGGCUCAGAUGACAGGAACUGAGUACAUGCAAGAUCCAGACGAAGAUGCCCUGAGGAGAUCAAGUGGCAAGAAAAAGGUUGCUGAAUCAUCUGAAAACAGUACCCCUGUUGAGCAUGCACCAGUGUCUACCAGCUGUGUUCCUUCUGCUAUGCCACCUGCUUCAUCCAACCAGCCUGCUACUGCUGCUCACAAUGCUGCCCAUCAGAUGAGCCUGUCAUCAGCCAUGGCCACUUCAGCGGCGCACGACUCCAUCUCAUCUAGCUGUCAAAGCUUCAACCGACAUUCUUCCACUUCCAUCACCUACCAGUCCAAAAAGAGAAGUCCAGGCCAAACAUAUACCUCAGUGCCUGCUACCCAUGGCCCAGCUCCUUACACAGGCUACAGUGAAGCCCCAGCUCCUGCUUCGAAACCCAGAGUUGUCACCACUGCCAGCAUAAGGCCCUCAGUCUAUCAGCCAGCUCCAGCACCGGCUCCGGCUCCGGCUCCAGCUCCAGCUCCAGCUCCGGCUCCGGCCUCUGUGCAUACUUAUACUCCAAGCCAACCUGAGCCUUCAAGCCGUCCUCCCUGGAUCACAGAUGACUCAUUCUCCCAGAAAUUUGCUCCUGGGAAAAGUACCACCACAGUCACUAAGCAUAUCCUGCCACGGGGUGCUCCAGUCCCACCACCUGCUGCCUCUACUCCAGCUUAUCCUCCUCCUUCAAUCCCAACCUCCUCUCAGGCACCUGCUGUGGCCAGGGGCACAAUUCAAAGGGCUGAGCGCUUCCCAGCCAGCAGCCGGACUCCACUCUGUGGACACUGCAAUAGCAUAAUCAGGGGCCCUUUCCUGGUGGCCAUGGGUCGUUCUUGGCAUCCAGAGGAAUUCAACUGUGCCUACUGCAAGGCCUCCCUGGCUGAUGUGGGCUUUGUCGAAGAACAGAACAGUGUCUACUGUGAGCGCUGCUAUGAGCAGUUCUUCGCCCCAACCUGUGCCAGAUGCCAUACCAAGAUCAUGGGGGAAGUGAUGCAUGCCCUUAGGCAGACUUGGCACACAGCUUGCUUUGUCUGUGCUGCCUGCAGGAAACCAUUUGGGAAUAGCCUUUUCCACAUGGAGGAUGGCGAGCCCUACUGCGAGAAAGACUACGUUGCCUUGUUCAGCACCAAAUGUCAUGGAUGUGAUUUCCCUGUUGAAGCAGGAGAUAAGUUCAUUGAAGCUCUUGGACACACCUGGCAUGAUACCUGCUUCAUUUGUGCUGUGUGCCAUGUGAAUUUGGAAGGUCAGCCGUUUUAUUCAAAGAAGGAUAAGCCACUAUGCAAGAAGCAUGCCCAUGCCAUCAACGUCUAAAGGAAGAACAAGAAGCUAACAAGCAGAAAAAUAUUUAGUGGUUGGUUCAGUGAAUGAAAUAUAGAUAACUAUGGCUUUUUCAUUGUGGGUUGGUGAAUUAAAAACACUUCUGCAAUUUAUUUCAGUUGCUUUUAUAUAUGGAGAUCUUAUUCCUCCAUACCAAAAGUGAAUGAAUAUUCAAAACCUGACAGUGAACUAUUGCUGCAAAAGUCUGAGCAAAAUGAACAGCAAAAAGGGAUAAAAUCAUUUUUAAAAGUGUAACAUAAAAUUCUAAAUAUUUAAUAUCUUCUCCUGUGUUCAAUAGGGCAGACAUUAGGCUGCACAGCAGUGAUAGGAAAUAAAUAGAUACCACUCUUAGAAUUAUGAUGCAGCUCAAAAGUGCCAAAACAGUACAUGUAGAAUACAUUUUAAAGUAACAAUUUAUAUCAGCAGGUCAAUUACGUAUUCUUCAGUAAAGAGGAUUGUUUUCCAUUAUUUAUGUUAUCAUUCUUCUUCUCAAUACUGAAUAUUGUAUAGGCUUGUGUAAACCACAUAGAGUUAACUGAAAGCAACCCCAACAGUUUACCUAGUCAAGAUGUGAAUGCAGACACAAGAGCUCAUUCACAUUUCUUCUCAGUGACAUGGGAACUAAUUCCUUGUAGUAUGUACAGUUCUAUGUCACCCUGGCCAUCUUUAUAUAGGGAAACCAUAUUGUCAGGACCAGUGGUAUAGGUUUCCCUCCAAAUGAAUGUUGUGCAGUCUCUCCUAACUGGGAAGCAUUUGUAGUGAAAUAAAACAUGUUAUUGAUUCCCCAUACAUAGUUCUUUAUACUAUUAUCAAAGCAACAGAAGACCAUCCUGGGGAAGCAGCUCAUACAAGUGUUGUGGGUAUGAAUUGGCCUUAGUGUUAAAAAAAAAUAGGCAUAAUGAUGACACUCUUUUGCACGCACCCUGAGCUGCCUAAGAGCCAUCUAUCUUACAAUGUCAUGAUAUGUGUGUUUGUGUGUGUGAAUACUGCAGUACGGGGCCCAUUGCAGAUGUUUUCCUGCUAGAAAAAAGAGUGGAAUUUCAGUGCUGAUAGAAAAAACAACCUAACAAUGAGCAAUUCCCAAAUCAUUGUAUUCACCUACAUCUUGCACCCCUGUGGGAUGAAACCAGAGUGAAGUAUCCCAACCAAAAAAGGCUGUGGAUGUGUUGGAAGGGACUUGUCUGCUGUUGUGGUGGUAGAAUGGAUGGGGGGGAGGCAGGAUCUUGUAAUGAAUUAGCUUAUUCAGAGCAUAAAAAGGAAACUGGCUUUCCACAAUUAGCUAUGUAUAUAAGGAAAGAGAAAGAGGAGAGGACUCACACUGUAUUUCUUUGUGUGGUCAGUGCACUUUUCCUCUUCUUUGUCUCCUCAUCUGAUGGGUUAUGGCCUGGUCCCUGAAAUGAGAGAAUGAUAGGAGGUGCAUCUAGUUCUGUAUCAGCCCUAAAAGAGCAGCAGGAAAGGGAAAACCCAGAGGGAAGCCCAUCCUUAUUUUUAUGCUUUCAGUAGGUACAAAAUUAAUACCAUUCACAAGGCAGACCCAAGUAAAAUGCAUGUCUAGUUAAAACAAUGUUUACAUUUUUUAAAUUUGGCAUUUCUGAUAUGUGAUGGUGUUUGCUGCUAAAGGAAAUAAAACCUUUAGAACUUACGAGCAGAAUUAAUGUUAGCCGCCCUAUUCAAUCUUGUCUCAAGAAAUAUCCAAAGCCUUGGAGGUGUUAUAAGCAUGUCUUUAUUCUGACUGUAAUUCUGGAAAUUUAAGAAGUUAGUAUUACAUCAUUAUUUCAGACAAUUAGACUGGGCUUCAUUUCUACUCUGAUGAGCAUCCGAAACUGUGACAUAGGCACGGAAGUGUCCACACACAUCCCAUGCCAAUGUAAAUAACUCAUUGGAAUGAACAAAAUGAUCAUAAAGGCAAAGCCAUUUAUUUUAAAGUAGUCUCAGUAUUGAACUCUCCAAUUAAUAGCUCAGCACUGAAAUUUAUGAGUGUGUGUUUAUAGGAAAAUAAUGUUUACCUUUAUUAACAAAACAAAACAAAAAACAGAAAAAGAAAAAAACCACCAUUUAGUUUUGUUCAUGCUUACCAUUUAAUCCACACUAAUAGAUAAACUAAUUUAAGUGGAUUUUAUUAUCAAAAAAGCAGUGGCAAAAAACUGCUUUAUGUAGUAUUGUCUCCUGGUCAAUACACUGUGCCUUAUUUUAAGAAAUAUAGUGUAAGAAGCAUUUUAACAACUCUUUUGAUUUUGCUUUAUUCUCUAGUUAAAAUUAACUGGACUGAAAAGUGCUGGAUUCAGCCCACCCCUUCAACAAAACAUUCAUGUUUCUAGUACACAACAGUUUACGCCUUGUGUUCAAUCUGUAUUUUGGAUAGUUAUGCAUAUUGGACUUGCAGUGUAUAUGCAAGUACAGCACUUUAAUUCUUAUUGAUCUUGUCAUUUUAACAAGGACUGCUGCAGAACUGUGUGAUUACUGUAUUACUUAUUCUUAAAAAAUAUUUUAGCAUAUUAGUCAUUUUUAAAAAAAAAAUUAAAAAAAGACACAAUGGUUUUUAUUUGCAUGUUUAGAGAGUUAAUAUCUUAGUUUGUGACUAUGAUGGGAGAUGGCAGACUCAUCUCCUCCCAGGACUCUUUUCCAAUUCAGACUCUCUCUGAAGUGAGUCUUCUCUAUUGCUUUGCAACAGCAUGACAAACAACCCCUACAGUAUGCAGCACCUUUGAGUCUAACUGAGUAAGACAUUGUAGCAUGAGAUUUCAUAGAUUUAGGGUGAAUCUAUACUGGCUAGAAUACUUCUAUAUGCUCCCAUACUAUUCUGGCCCCAAAGCUGCCAUGGAUUCCAACAUUACCAGCACAUUCUGGAACAACGCCAGGUGGCUGUCUACACAGUGUUUUGCUGUGACACCCAGUGCUACUCCUUCUGAAGGCUAAAGGAAGGCACCCAGUGUCAAUCGUAUGGCUAGGCUGAGUCAACCAUCAUAGGUGCCUUGUUACCUCAGAGAGCAAGACAUGCACCAGUGUUGGCGCCACCAGGUGCCCAACAGGAUGAUGUGUAAAUAGCCGCCUGGCAUUGAUCUGGACUGCUCUGGAUUUUGCUGGGAAAUCCAGAGUGAAAGGUAAAUAUUUUAAAACCAGUGUAAGUCAGGAUGGCCCAGAUUCAGUGUGGAGCUGGUCAUCCCAUGUGAAGAUAGUCCAAACCAAAAUUGAGCUUUGGCCCUGCAGUGUCUGAACAGGGUGACAUAAGGAUAGGGGGAACCAGUGUAAAUGGCCCAUGUAAACAUGCCCUUACUCUACUUCCUCAGAUGGAUGGUGAGCUAGUGUCCAGGAAAGACCUUUAUAAUCAGAC
This is a messenger RNA of Sceloporus undulatus (fence lizard), 5792 nucleotides long. It is a transcript of the gene LDB3, whose product is annotated as LIM domain binding 3. The transcript is spliced from 17 exons. Bases 248 to 2455 code for a protein of 735 amino acids. Gene Ontology annotation, cellular component: filamentous actin; Z disc; adherens junction. The record is from RefSeq and is a predicted model, not a curated record. Lineage: Eukaryota; Metazoa; Chordata; Lepidosauria; Squamata; Phrynosomatidae. Gene Ontology annotation, biological process: muscle structure development; heart development; actin cytoskeleton organization. Gene Ontology annotation, molecular function: muscle alpha-actinin binding; actin binding.